UCAGCUUUCUUGCACCCGAACGGAGCGCUUUUAUUUAACCGGUUACCUGAAAGGUUCUCCCCCGUCGUGCGCUGGCUAACAUACAUCGUGCGGACACCGUGAUACGCGCCACGUGGAUCGGCCAGCAAAGCCCAGCAAACCGUACACUUCGUCCCUGACAGAACACGAGUAUAAAGAACCAUAAUGUCGCAGCUUACAUUGCUAGCCGUGUGUGGCGUCGUUCUUCUACUGGCCGCUCAUACACACUGUACAGACGAACACAGGGAGAAGAGAAUAGGAGACAACGAUUUCUUCCAGGCCAACUACAACGCCGCGCAGGAGAUGCAGAGACAGCAAGAACUCAAGAGUUUCUUGGAUAAUAUGAUGGAGUCAGUUGGAAAAAGAUCAGGAGUAAAAAGAAAUGACUUCGAGAACGAUUUGUACCAAAAGGACGGACUGGACAGCGAGAUUGUUAGGAGACUAAUGGCGAGGUACUUCGACCAAUUGGAUGCACAGUCCUAGGAGUAGAGUCUGAGGCGAGCGCGGAUGACACGGAUGACAUUUGACCUCCACAACCCAGGCUGUCUUCAAAGUGACCUUUACUUCUUCAAACUGCGCAGACUCAAGGACCCGUCGAAAUAAGGAACCAAUGUAAAUACUGACUAUAGAACCCGCGCGUGAUGAAAUAUGAUUGAAAAUAUUGAAGGUCAAAACGAACUUCUAAAAGUCUAAUGAAGUCCCACCAUCAUCCGAUUCUAUCAAUUAUGUCACUUUGCAAAUCCCGUUAAACUCAGACACGGGCCGAUUAAAGUACUUCUGGUUAAAACAACCGAAAGUAUCUGUUACAUUAUUUCACUGACCAACUGAACUGUAAUCAUAUAGCCCCUCUACCCAUAUCCAUUAUAUUCUGACACUGGAUCUUCAAAUGUUUACUAUAGGUAAAGUAGGGAUUUCGAAAUAGUUAAUAAUAUUAAUUUUGGAUUCGGGAGUUGCACUCACUUUAUUUAUUUUUGUUGGGGGAGUGGCUGUUUUGUAGCGCCGGAAAUGGUUUGAGACUGGCAAUCAUAGAUUUGUUUGUUCACAUUUAGCACGACAGCCUUUACUUUGGGAAGUGAUUAUGCACUGAAGCACUAAACCUUUAUGCUUAAUUUAAGGAAAAGAGCAUGUUUUUGUUUGAGUAUUAUUUGUGUCGCGCUUUUGACUUUGGCUAAGUAUUCUUUUAUCCAGUAGUAGAUUAUUAGAGUCGCAACGCUUAGGCCUAUUUUGUAAAUUUAGAGGAAAUGUCAAGUAAAGAAGUCUGCACACUUAUUUGUACAGCUUAAAAGAAGUCUAUCAUCAAAGAAACAAUUUCAUCUUGCAAUCUAUUUUAAGAGAAAUUUUACGACGGCCUAACUUUCACGCUACCUCGCUGCAACUUUUUUUCUUCGAUUUUAAUCCCAGAAGUGAGAAACCCUAGAAACAAAAGCAAAAUGUGUACGUUAUGCUGGCAUGAACAAGCAUUUUUAUACGCACGAGAAGGGUUCCCUUAGUUUAAUAAAAGCACCGGCAAUCA
Messenger RNA from Patiria miniata (bat star), 1531 nucleotides. RefSeq lists its product as uncharacterized. Bases 184 to 501 code for a protein of 105 amino acids. Lineage: Eukaryota; Metazoa; Echinodermata; Asteroidea; Valvatida; Asterinidae. The transcript is spliced from 5 exons. The record is from RefSeq and is a predicted model, not a curated record.